This is a messenger RNA of Otolemur garnettii (small-eared galago), 1445 nucleotides long. It is a transcript of the gene CNIH1, whose product is annotated as cornichon family AMPA receptor auxiliary protein 1. The record is from RefSeq and is a predicted model, not a curated record. The transcript has 5 exons. Bases 134 to 568 code for a protein of 144 amino acids. Gene Ontology annotation, biological process: vesicle-mediated transport. Lineage: Eukaryota; Metazoa; Chordata; Mammalia; Primates; Galagidae.
GGCGAGCGCCGCGGCAGCCGCGGCGGAGGCGGCGGUCGCGGCUGUGGCCUGGGGAAGUGAAUGGUUUUACCCAGAGGGCCGUGCGCCGCCUUUCUCCGCUGGCACCGGCGCUGCUCCCUGCUCCUCCCCGGCCAUGGCGUUCACGUUCGCGGCCUUCUGCUACAUGCUGGCGCUGCUGCUCACCGCCGCGCUCAUCUUCUUCGCCAUCUGGCACAUUAUAGCAUUUGAUGAGCUGAAGACUGAUUACAAGAAUCCCAUAGACCAGUGUAAUACCCUGAAUCCCCUGGUCCUCCCAGAGUACCUCAUCCACGCCUUCUUCUGUGUCAUGUUCCUCUGUGCGGCAGAGUGGCUCACACUGGGUCUCAAUAUGCCCCUCCUGGCAUAUCACAUUUGGAGGUAUAUGAGUAGACCAGUGAUGAGCGGCCCAGGGCUCUAUGACCCCACCACCAUCAUGAAUGCGGACAUUCUAGCAUAUUGUCAGAAAGAAGGAUGGUGCAAACUAGCUUUUUAUCUUCUAGCAUUUUUUUACUACCUAUACGGCAUGAUCUAUGUUUUGGUGAGCUCUUAGAACAACACACGGAAGAAUCGGUCCAGUUAAGUGCAUGCAAAAAGCCACCAGAUGAAGGGUUCUAUCCAGCAAGAUCCUGUUUCUAAGAGUAGCCUAUGGAAUCUGAUCAGUUACUUUAAAAAAAUGACUCCUUAUUUUUUAAAUGUUUCCACAUUUUUUGCUUGUGGAAAGACUGUUUUCAUAUGUUAUACUCGGAUAAAGAAUUUAAGUGGAAUUACGUAUAAAUUAAUAUAAAGUGAUUACCUCCGGUAUUGGCAGGUUUAAACUUGCACUCCUUAAGGAACAGCCCCAACCCUCUGGAUGACUGCAUUGAUCACUGACUGUCCUGGUCCAUUGGAAGCUCUGGUUCAUAGGAACUUGCAGGGCUCAUUUUGGUUUUACUGAAACACAUCUAGUUAUAAAUCAGCUGUAUGUAUCAGGUGCUACGAUGAGCUGGACUAUGUAUCUGAGGCGGGAAACAUCACGGGUUUCCCGAGCUAUCAUGGAGAUGAUCAUGUAUGGGCACAUGUACAAGAAUAAGAGUGGGAUUUUUUUCCCUUUGACUUGAAUAUUAUCCCUGUAUAUUGCAUGAAUGAGAGAUUUCCUGUAUUUCCACCAGAGUAACAAAUAUACUUGCUUUAAUUCUUAAGCAUAAAUGAACAUGGUAUAAAAAUAUGCUGAAUUACUUGUGAAGAAUACAUUUAAAGCUAUUUUGAAUGUGUUUUUAUUUGUAAGACAUUGCUUAUUAAGAACUUUGUUAUUAUGCUUACUGUUCUAAUCUGGUGGUAAAGGUAUUCUUAAGAAUUUGCAAGUACUUUAGAUUUUAAAAACAGAGAGAAAAUUGUAUAACCAUCCCGCUGUUCCUUUAGUGCAAUACAAUAAAACUCUGAAAUUAAGA